Messenger RNA from Marmota monax (woodchuck), 2992 nucleotides. RefSeq names its product core-binding factor subunit beta (gene Cbfb). Gene Ontology annotation, cellular component: core-binding factor complex; nucleus. The coding region runs from base 237 to 785 and encodes 182 amino acids. The record is from RefSeq and is a predicted model, not a curated record. Gene Ontology annotation, biological process: regulation of transcription by RNA polymerase II. The transcript has 6 exons. NCBI's taxonomy places the organism in Eukaryota, Metazoa, Chordata, Mammalia, Rodentia, Sciuridae. Gene Ontology annotation, molecular function: transcription coactivator activity; sequence-specific DNA binding.
GGCGGCCGGGGGCGGCAGGCAACGGCUGAGGCGACGGCGGCGUGGGUUGGGCUCUAGCGGGCGGUGGCACCUCAGACUCCCUGGAGCGGGAGCCCACACGGGCGGGCGCCUGAAACAAAGGGGAGCGGGAGAAGGGGCGCCGCGGGUGGGCGGUCAUUCGGUCAGCGCGGAGCCGGCCAGCGGGUGCCCGCGCUUCCCCGUAGCCCGGCCGGCCGGCACGGCCUCAGGGCGGGAAGAUGCCGCGCGUCGUGCCCGACCAGAGAAGCAAGUUCGAGAAUGAAGAAUUCUUCAGAAAGCUGAGCCGCGAGUGUGAGAUUAAGUACACCGGCUUCAGGGACCGGCCCCACGAGGAGCGCCAGGCGCGCUUCCAGAACGCCUGCCGCGACGGCCGCUCGGAGAUCGCUUUUGUGGCCACAGGAACCAAUCUGUCUCUCCAGUUUUUUCCGGCCAGCUGGCAGGGAGAACAGCGACAAACACCUAGCCGGGAGUAUGUCGACUUAGAAAGAGAAGCAGGCAAGGUGUAUUUGAAGGCUCCCAUGAUUCUGAAUGGAGUCUGUGUUAUCUGGAAAGGCUGGAUUGAUCUUCAGAGACUGGAUGGUAUGGGAUGCCUGGAGUUUGAUGAGGAGCGAGCCCAGCAGGAGGAUGCAUUAGCACAACAGGCCUUUGAAGAGGCUCGGAGAAGGACACGUGAAUUUGAAGAUAGAGACAGGUCACAUCGGGAGGAAAUGGAGGUGAGAGUUUCACAGCUGCUGGCAGUAACUGGCAAGAAGACAACAAGACCCUAGUCCUGGUUCCAAUUUAGGUGGUGGUGAUGAUCUCAAACUUCGUUAAUAGUAGCACAGCAAAUGUGCUGCCCAUCUUUACAAACACAUUGCUUCUAGUUGGCAGAAAUAAUUCAUUAUAAGACCAGAAACUGUGAUAACUGGAGGUACUACGGUCUAUUUCUCAAACCUAAGGCAGUAAAAGACAUCACAAACUGCCAUGGUUUUGCACUAUGAUUAUAAUACCUACAUUUCUAAUUUUUAAAGCAUGUAGCCAGUAAUAAUUUCAAAUUUUUUUCUAUGCAAGCUUACCUUGUUGGCAUUAUUUUAAUUCAGUUGAAACUAUCAAUUUGUAAAGCUCUUUUUUCCUCCAUUCUAAUUUAAAGUUCAUGUCAUUUUAAAACAAAUUUAAGUUUUUAAUCCAGAGGGCUUUCUUUAAUCAGUUGCUUUUUUUUAAUAUACUUUUAGAUGUGUUGGUUACAGUUUCUUUUUAAAUAGGCAGUCUUGGUUUGUUUGUUUGUUUCUUUUUUCCUGCAUUUCCUUUUGUUUUUAUUGUCUAUUGCAUUUAAAAAUUGUUGAUACGUUUGCAUUAUUUACAAGCUGAAAACCUAGUAGCAUAGAACUGUCUGCCACAGCCUUCUACCACAAAGUUUACAGUUGUUAAAGUUGCAGUAUCCUUUUAAAUGCUAAUAAUGAGCACCCUUUCUUUCCUUUUUAAACAUAAAAAAUUUAAAUUUUUAUUAACUCUGUAAUCUGCCCCAGGUGUGUUUUAGAUUCUGCUUUGUAAUCAUGAGUUUGGGUGGAGAUAUUCUCCAUAGAUGAUAACAUUCUACUGAAAUGCCUAAAGAAGUCACAGGCUGGCUUCUGUUUUAUUCAGGGAUUUUUUUUUAAAUCAAUCAAAAGGGAUACUGGAGCUUCUUUAUGUAUGUAACAACAUAUUAAACUGGAGACAGUGAUGAAUCAGCUACAAAGGUAAUAUUGUAUUAAAAUCAUGUUUAAGAUAGCUGCUUUUAUGUGUUUUAUAGUGCAUGCUUUUGUAAAAACAAUACUGGGUAAUGAAAGAUUAGUCUUAGAAAAUGUUCAUCUGUGCAGAGGAUACAUUUUCUUUAUUCUGGGGGAAAACAUUCACAAUUAUAUAUGGUAUUUUGCAAAAGGACUAUUAUUAGCACCUUUUGAGAUGAAUAGUUAAGAAUAUUUUUUAAAUAGGCUUACUGUCAAAUUGGGUGCAACUUUUUUUUUUUAAUACAAGACUGGAAGAAAGUGCUGAGUCAUUUGGCACAAACUUACAAAUACUUUUCAUGGUCAUGUUCAUUAAAUGUUAAUACAUUUCUGAAUUUUUGCAAAAAUGUAUUUUAUCAUAACAAAAUGGCAUUAUUUUGAAGAGUAGAAAAACUGACACACAAUUCAGAAAAUGAAAUCUGAAUAAGGUCAUUGCAUUUAAAAAGCAUAUAAAUAUACUUGAUUGAUGAAGGAGGUGUGAUUUUCAAUGUAUAUAGGUCUUUUAAUUCAUAAACAGAUAUCCUGUAUCAGAAUAAAAAAUAUUUGUUAUAUAUUUGAAGUCAUGCAUGGUAAGGAGUGUGUUUAAAUUGUUAUAAACAGUAAUACAUCAUAAAAAACCAUGCUGAUCUUGUGUAACUAAGUACUAUGAAUGAAUUUGGUUGGUAUUUGGUGUUGUGCAGCUCACAUGUUUACACACUCAGUGCCCUAAUUUCCCCUGAGGGAAUCGCCUUUUAAGUGAUCCUUACAGUGGUGUUUUAAGGUUACUUUAUCACAGAGCUCCUUGGUUUUUGACUUCUGCACUUAAUAUUUUUUUAAUAACAUGAUGAUGGUACAUUUUUCUCUAUUGCUUCCAGCUAAGGGCUUUUAGUCCACCAGUAUAAGAUCAAAUGUUAAUAAAUAAAUGUUCCUGUUGCCAUUCUUCUGUAAAUACUGGAUUUCCCCGUGUCGUUUAGUACUGUGUUGCUUCUGUCUGUCUUAAUGCUGGCAUUAAGAUUAUAAGCCCCUUUUUCUCCAGUAGUUCAGGCCUUGAAAACUACUUUUUUUAAGUUAUUGAUGCAAUUUGAUAUGUUUUCAUAAUCCAUAUUUAAGCAAAAUUACAUCAUUGUAUCAGCUUUUCUAAAUUCAUCUCCAUCAAAACUUGCCUUAAGCUACCAGAUUGCUUAUGCCACCAUUAGCCAUUCUGUGUGUUACAUGUUUUACUUUCACAAUAAACUUAUGUGUAGUGAAAAAUA